AACCCUUGGUUUAGGAGUGGAGAGGGUUAUUACAGAGCAGGAUGGUUUGGAGAAAGGUACCUCUGCUCCUGCACGGAUUUCUACUGCUGGUGGUGUGUAGACCCUCCCUUCAAGGAGGAAUCUACAUACCAGCUGGUGGAGGGGCCGGAACUGGAGUUGGAACGGGAUUAGGUGUAGGAACUGGUCCUGGUGGAGCUCUCGGAACAGGGCUGGGAACUGGAAUCAGACCCGGAGCUGGUUAUGGAGGUGGUGUAGGUCCUGGUGGACUGGGUGUUGGAGGUCUUGUCCCAGGGGGUGUUGGUCCUGGUGGUUAUGGUACUGGUCCUGGUGUAGGUGGAGGGUUUGGUACAGGAGGACUUGGUGCUGGGCAAUUUGUCAAGCCACCCAAAACAGGAGGAUAUGGAGGUCAAGCUGGACCUGGACUAGGUGCUGGUCUUGGAACUGGAGGAGUUGGUCCUGGUGGGAUUGGUCAAGGAGGAAUAGGACCAGGAGGCAUUGGACCUGGUGCUGGAUUUGGAACUACAGGCCUUGGAGCAGGUGUUGGUGGCAAGCCUCCUAAACUAGGAUAUGGAGGUCAAGGUAUUCCCAUCACUUCUGGUACUGGAGGUCUUGGUGGCCAGGGACUCAGACCUGGGGGUACUGGCAUUGGAGGCUUACCCUGGUAUGGUGGUGCAGGUCUAGGCACUGGUUUGGGUGCUGGUGUGGGAACGCAGCUUGGAGGGCUUAGCCCUGGCGGAACAAGUCUUGGAGGAGCAGGAACAGGUGCGGGUGGAAAGCCCUACAAAAUAGGUUAUGGCCCAGGAGGGGUUGGACCUGGUGGCAUUGGACCAGGUGGCAUUGGACCUGGCGGCAUUGGACCUGGCGGCAUUGGACCUGGUGGUGUUGGACCAGGUGGUUUUGGACCAGGUGGUUAUGGACCUGGUGGCAUUGUACCAGGUGGCGUUGGACCUGGUGGCAUUGUACCAGGUGGUGUUGGACCUGGUGGCAUUGGACCUGGUGGCGUCGGAACUGGAGCAGGAAGAAAACCUGGAAAACCUGGUUAUGGUGGGAUUGGGGGAUUUGGAGGCCCAGCAUUUGGUGGGACUGGAUUUGGCACAGGUGGUGUAGGAGUUGGUCCAGGGGGGGCUGGAAUUGGACCUGGUGGCACUGGAACUGGGCUAGGAGCAGGUGUUGGACCUGGUGGAGCACCAUUUCUCCCUCAAACUGGAUUACCAGGAGCUGGAACUGGGGCAGGUACUGGGAUCAAAGUUGGAAAACCUGGGAAAGUACCAGUGCCAGGCAUUGGAAUUCCUGGUCUCUACCAAGGGGGUAUUGUUCCUGGACAAGGUUUUGGUGGUAGAGGCGUACUGCCAGGUGUAGCAACUGGAUCUCAAACUGGUCAGCUUGGUCAAGAUGCACUUGGAGCCACCGGAGGCCGUGGUGGGUUUGGUCAGCAAUUACCAGGCAUAUUCCAGGGAUAUCCACUCAUCUCUCCAAAGUCUGGAGGUAAAAGUGCUGCAAAUUAUCAGGCUAAAGCUGCCAAGUAUGGUGCUGGUGUUGUGCCUGGACUAGGAGUUGGUCUUGGAAUAGGUGGCGUACCUGGUGCAGGUGGGGUGCCUGGAUUAGGCGGUGUACCGGGAGUUGGAACUGUACCAGGAGUAGGAGGUGUACCUGGAGCAGGCGGUGUACCCGGAGUAGGAGGUGUACCUGGAGUAGGAGGUGUACCUGGAGUGGGCGGUGUUCCUGGUGUAGGCACUGGAGUUUACCCUGGAGCUGGUGGUACCUAUCCUGGAGCUGCCGCAAAAGCUAGGAAAUAUGCUUCAGGGAUAGGGACUGGUGGACUUCCUAUUUCUGGUUUGGGAGUAGGUGGUGUUGGAGCUGGAGGACUUCCUGGCUCUGGUUUGGGAGUGGGUGGUCAUGGUGCUGGAGGACUUCCUGGUUCUGGUUUGGGAGUGGGUGGUCAUGGUGGACCCCUCGGUUCUGGUUUAGGAACUGGUGGUCUUGGAGCCGGACCUGGAGUCAGUCCUGAUGCAUAUGCUGCAGCCAAAGCAAGGAAAUACGCUCAGCUUGGAAGACCUUGGGGGGCUUUAGGUACUGGAGUCCUACCUGGUGGUGGACUUGGAACUGGUGCACUACCUGGUGGAGGACUUGGGACUGGUGCACUACCUGGUGGAGGACUUGGGACUGGUGCACUACCUGGUGGAGGACUUGGAACUGGUUCACUACCUGGUGGAGGACUUGGGACUGGUCUACUACCUGGUGGUGGACUUAGAACUGGUGCAUUACCUGGUGGAGGACUUCCUGGCGCUGGAACAGGCUACGGAGCAGAUGCAAAAGCCCGUAAAUAUGCUCUACUCAGAGGUGCUGGUGGUGGUGUAGGCCCGGGAACUGGAUUUGCUCCAAGUGUUGGUGGAUUACCAGGUGCUGGUUUGGGACCAGGUGGGACAGGUGCUGGACUUGGACAAGGAGCAAUUCCAGGUGUUGGCUAUGGACCAGGAGUUGUUCCUGGAGGUGGAUUUGGACCUGGAGGAUAUGCUGGGGUCAAAGCUCGCAAAUAUGGAGUUCCUGGGGGUGCUGGUGGAACAGGAGGAGCACUUGGUGGUGGAGCAGUGGCAGGCGUUGGUGGUUAUGGACCAGGAGGGGUACCUGUUGGUGGUUAUGGACCAGGAGGGGUACCUGUUGGUGGUUAUGGACCAGGAGGGGUACCUGUUGGUGGUUAUGGACCAGGAGGGGUACCUGUUGGUGGUUAUGGACCAGCUGGAGGAUACAGACCUGGCUCUGGAGCAUAUCCAGGUGGACCCAAGGCCUUAAAAUAUGGUCCAGGUGGGGGUGGAACAGCUCCAGGAGUUGGAACAGGUGGAGGGUUAGCUGGUGGUUAUGGAACCGGUACUGCAGGAGUUCCUGGAGGUGGAUUUGGUGUUGGAGCAGGAUUGCCUGGAGGUGGUGCUGCUGGAACAGGAGGGCUUGUGCCUGGCUAUGGAACGGGCAUUGGAGGAUAUGGACCUGGAUCAAAAGCAGCUAAAUAUGGUUUACCUGGUUCUGGUGGAGUGUUAGGAGCAGGAGGCGUGCCAGGAGCUGGAACAGGAGUGGCAGCAGGCCCAGGAGUUCUGCCUGGAGGGAUCGGGACCGGUAUUGGAUAUGGGGGUUAUGGAGGUUAUGGAGGUGUAAAACCACCUAAAUAUGGACAACCUGUUGGUGGGACUGGAGGUGUCUUAGGUGGUUUAGUACCUGGUACUGGUGUAGCUGGUUCCACAGGAGUAAUAGUUGGACCUGGUAUAGGAGGUAUAGCUGGUACCAAGGCAUACAAAUAUGAGGUGCCAGGUAGUGCGCUUGGAGGAACAGCUAUUCCAGGUAGUACAGCCUCUUCUGAUGGCUCUAAACCUGGACUUGAUGGAGUGAUUGGCAGCCCUGAUGGAACCCGUGUCGUUGGAGAAGGUCAAGGUGGCACUAAAGCUCCAAAGACUGAAUCUGGAGGAUCAAUAGAAGGAUCAGGUAUUGCGGAUGGACUAGAUGGGGUUACUGGGACAGGAAUACCCAUUAUAGCUGGAGGAAAACCAGAUGUGACUGGAUCUGCAACAGGAGUUGGUGACGGUGGGACGCUACCAGGAGCCAAACCACUAAAACCCCCAGUUAUUGGAGGUGGCGCAAUUGCUGGACGUGGAGACACUCCAGGCACUAUUGACGGAGGACUUGGAGGUGUAGGCACAGGUCCAGGAGGAGUCGGUGUAGUCCCAGGAGGAGUCGGUGUAGUUCAAGGGGGAGUUAAACCUCCUAAAGGAGGUGCCGGACUUGUACCAGGAGGUGCCGGCUUUUUACCAGGAGGUGCCGGCCUUGUACCAGGAGGUGCCGGUCUUGUACCAGGAGGUGCCGGCUUUGUACCAGGAGGUGCCGGUCUUGUACCAGGAGGUGCCGGCCUUGUACCAGGAGGAGUUGGAUUGCAGAAACCAGGCAAAAGUUAUGGCGGAGUUGGAGGUUUAGGACCUGGGGGAAUCCUGCCAGGAACUGGCAUCAGGUUUCCAAGUGGGGCUGCAGUGGGCAUCAAACCAGGAAAAACUUACGGUGCAGGAGGUACCCUUGGGGGUUAUGGAGGGCCAGGUGGAUAUGGAACAGGACCUGGUGGUUAUGGUACUGGCCUAGGGGGUCAGGGUGGACUUGGAGGACCUGGGAUUGGGUAUGGAGGUUUGGGUGGAGCUGGAACAUCUGGUGGUCUUGGCGGAGUAGGCGGGAUCCCAGGUGGAGGUGCUGGAAGUCCAUUAGGAACUGGAGGUCUGAGGUACCCUGGUGUGGCAGGAGCAGGGAAACCCAGUAAAACAGGCUUUGGCACAGGUGCCUAUGGUGGUCAAGGCUAUCAGCCAGGCGGUGCAGUGCCAGGAUAUGGUACUGGUUUAGGUCCUGGUGGUGCUUAUCAACAACCAUAUCCAGGCUAUGGUGGUGCUGGUACUGGUGCAGGUGCAAGUGCCCCACUUACACCUCAGCAAUCGAAAGCAGCCAAAUAUGCAGCACUUCAAGGCUUUCUGGGUGGGGGAGGCUACAGAGGAGGCGCAGGAUGUCAAGGCAAAUACUGCGGAAGGAGGAGGAAGUGAGAUACGAAAUGACCUCAUACUAAACAAGUGGUGCUACUGCCUACUCUCAAAUGCACUUUUUACAGUUAAAACAGCGCCUCAUGUAAUGACGGUGUAUGACAGAGAAUUUCAACAUCAAUGAUAUUAACCGUAUGAUUAUGUGUGAACUGAACAAGUGUCAUGUAAACCUCUUUGCACUGCAGAAGAUCUCACUGUGCAUUUCUUUUCAGAUGUAAUGUUUAAUCAGCUUUCGUUUUAAAAGAGCUUUAGAUUUUUUUAUAUUAUUUUCAACCCCACAGUUUAAAGUUACAUUCAAGCAGACCUUAGAGGCCUAAAAGUUUCUCGCUCACACUUACUGUAAGUAGCUGAAUAUCCAGACAUGUGAUUUCUGGGGAAGUGUCGCUGCUAUUUCAGGAUGAUCUGUGACCGUGGAUGAAGCGGUGUCAUAGGCUACGUGUUCGGUCCACAUAUAAAAACACAUGUAAUUCUGUCUCAUGCUGUUGUAAAGCAGUCUGUUUGCAGAAGUCAAGCAUUAAUACACCAAUCUUUCUUUUCCCAAGAGUUACAGUCAUUGAAAGAUUCACUUAAAGAAUAGUUAUUUAGAAAGUUUAGAGCGAAAUGUUAAAUGUGCAAUUGUUUAAGUUCGCAGUACCUGAGGCUUAUAAGCUGUCUUCAAAGAUACCUCAGGAACUUGAAGCGGUUUCUUUUCUAGUUUAUCUGACCCCAUAACACCUUUUUUUUGUGUGUUUGUUUGUUAAUGGUAACGCUUCUUAAAUUAAGGAUAUCUAUGCAUUUAACCUAACUAGUUCUGGGGUUUGUAAGCGAUGCGUGUCGUGGAUGGUGUAUCUGUUUGUAUAAGUGCAACUAUUCAAAUGUGACCUGAACGUUUGAGAAUAGAAAUUCAUACAUCUUGCAGUUUUUUGUGUUAUUGUCGAUUUUCAAUAAGGUGCACUUUUUAAAUCAAAUUUUGUGAAAUUCCAUCAACUUCACCUUUUUUAUGACUUGGUUUUGUUUGUGCCUUUUAUCCAUUAAACAUUUCUCAAAUAAAUUGUGGAAAAACA
Molecule: messenger RNA, 5602 nt
Organism: Triplophysa dalaica
Lineage: Eukaryota; Metazoa; Chordata; Actinopteri; Cypriniformes; Nemacheilidae
Gene: elnb
Product: elastin b
Exons: 54
Coding region: 42-4562 (1506 amino acids)
Molecular function (GO): extracellular matrix structural constituent
Source: RefSeq, a predicted model, not a curated record